Messenger RNA from Aspergillus saccharolyticus JOP 1030-1, 1125 nucleotides. RefSeq names its product CCDC174 family protein. Gene Ontology annotation, cellular component: nucleus. Lineage: Eukaryota; Fungi; Ascomycota; Eurotiomycetes; Eurotiales; Aspergillaceae. The annotation marks the transcript as partial. The transcript has a single exon. The record is from RefSeq and is a predicted model, not a curated record.
AACCUCUACGGCCACCACCCCCGCAAAAAACCCGACAACAACACCGGCCCCCCGUCCGCCUCAACCCUUGCCUUUACGACCACUCUCUCCAACCUCAUCGCCCGCAGAGAUCCCCAAACCUUGUCCGCAACAGCCACACCCUCAACCUCCGCUAAAGUAUCAACCGGCCGCCCCCGCCCUUCCAAACACACCACCCACGACAAAGAUGCAAUCUUCGCGCGCCCGAACCGCGGGGCCCAGAAGCGCGCAGCCCGGGACCUCCUCAUCGAGGAUGACGACCACCGCGACACGGCGAUGAGUCAGGUGCAUCGCCAGAGUUCGGAGUUGGGAGGGAAGGUGGACGAGGCGGUGCUGCAGCGGUCGAAACGGCGGAUGCAGGAGAAGGCGCGGGUGUAUGAGGAUUUGAAGAGGGGGUUGUACCUCGGUGCGGGGGAGAGUGAUUCAGACGAGGGCGUUGGGAAUGGUGGUGGAGCUGGGGAAGAAGGGGUCGGGGAAGGGGAGAGGUAUUUACGGCGGUUGAGGAGGAAGGAGAGGGAGGGGUUGGUGGAUUUUGAUCGGAAGUGGGCGGAUACGCAGCUCCAUGAUGACCUUUCAGGGGAGGAAGGGGAAGGGGAUGGGGAUGAUGCGUCGAUUGUCUCCUACGAGGAUGAGUUGGGACGGACGAGGCGGGGUACGAGGGCGGAGGCGGCGGAGGCGGCGCGGUUGAAGGGUGCAAACGAAGACGGCGCGGAGGCGGGCGAGAGGUGGCGGCCGCGGCGGCCGGAGAAUCUCAUCUAUGGGGUCACGGUGCAGAGUCAGGCCUUUCAGCCAGACGUAAGAAUGGCGGAUCUGGCGAAGCGCCGCGAUCGCUCGGUGACGCCGCCGGAGGAGACGCAUUAUGAUGCUGACGCAGAGGUCAGGAAUCGCGGGACCGGGUUUUACGCCUUUGCUAAGGAUGAAGACACCAGACGGAAGCAGAUGGAGGAGUUGCGGGCGGCGAGGGAGGAAACGCAGAGGGAGAGAGAGGAGAAAUCCCAAAAACGCGCCAAGAGGGAAGAAGCUAGAAAUCAGAGGAUGAUGAAGGUCGAGGAGUUGAGGUCCAAGAGACGCGCCGAGAUGUUCCUGGCUGGUCUGGGCGAUGUCGGC